ACACGGCAGCAGUGGUUUUAAAAGUUCAACUUUUUCCAGUAGUUUUUUUUCUCCAAAGUCUUUUUAUGGACAUUUCUUUGCGUACUGUAUAUCUUAACUCGACAUACUUGUUUUGAUUUUAUUUAUUAAUUUAUUGUUUUUUUUAAGUGACACGCGCAUGGCUUCCUGGGAUCUCUCUCGAGAUGUUAGCACUAAGCUAGUUUAAAGCUAACGUUGCUGUAAACAUUUUCAUCUGGUUAAAAAUAAAGAAAAAGCUGGGAAGGUUUGCAAUGAGCUCUCAGGAAGCGCAAGAAGGGCAUUCACCGAGACUAGAGGCCGUGAUUCAGAAGCUGGAGGAGUCUCUGCUGCACUCACAUGGCAGCUCAGAAGACAGGAGUUUGACUCUUCAAGGUGACUUGCAAGCAUCCGGAGACACACCUGUACCUUUAACCACUCGUAUUUGCCAGAUCAUCACCCACAACCUGGCUGAACAGUCAGCUGGUGACGGGUCUGAGGUCAGCAACAAUGAGGAGAGCGGGGCCCUGAGGGAGCAGCCGUCUCCUGGCCAGGUGGACCGUGACCAGCCACCCGUCCAACACCUGAGUCUCACAGACAGGCUGGAUCAGAUGAUGUCUCAGUCAGCUGUGGACUUGGAUCAGGACAGUGUACCACCUGGAUCCAUGCUGUUACAGAACACAGAGAAAGACUACAGACAAAAACUGCAGGUCUUCCAGGAGGCCCAGAAGCGACAGGCCCAACUUGUUCUGAAGUUACAGACGAAGGUUCUUCGGUAUAAAAGGAGGUGCGGAGAACUGGAGGAGAAGGUGUUAGAGAAGACGUCAGAGUGUGAAAAGACGAGACUGUUGAUGCAGGCUCACCUGGACUCAGCUGAGCGGCAGAAGCAUGCUGAAGAGGAUCUGAACACGGUUAUCCAGAAACAGUCAGCUCAGCUGCAGGAGGAGCAGAGGAGGAGUGCCAGCCUCAGCCAAGUGAACUCUGUCCUCCGGGAACAACUCGAUCAAUCUGCCACUGUCAACAAGGAGCUCACAGAGAGCUUAUGGAGGGCCCGACAGGAGAGUGAGCUGCGCGGUAACUGUCUGCGCAGACAGCGAGAGACGUGCGCCUCCCGGUCGAGCCGUGAACAGGCUCGUCUCAGAGCACUGUGGCGCCAGGCCGCCUCCCUGCGGAGCACUUUCACCCAGCUAAGAACUUUCACUGACAGAACUCUGUGUGACAUGCGCAGUGAGUGCGUCGCUGUUCGGCUGCAGCUACACGGAGCUUGUGUGAACUUUAAGGCCGGAGGAACAGGAGAGAGCGCCUGCGGUGGCGUGGAGGUGUCAGUGCUGGAGAAGCAGCUGAAGGACAAACUGAAGGAGACCAUGGGGCUGCAAGCCCAGUGGGAAGCAGAGAAGAUGCAACUGAACUCCAGAGUCCUUGAGUUGGCCGACACCUUGAAACACAUCCAGAGCCAGGAAUGUGAGAAGGAUGCGAGCCUCCACGGCGCACAGAUCAGUCUGGACAGGAUGGACCUGCACGCACGUUUGGAAGCAGCUCUAGAACAGGUCGACACGUUUCACGACCUCCUACAGGAGAGGGAUGCAGAGAAGAUGGAGUUAGAGCAGAUGAUCCAGGAAGUACAAAAGGAAAGUCAGGAAGUUCAAAAAGCCCUGGAGGAAAGCAUCAGAGACAGCUGCAGAUCCCACUGCUCUUUGGAGCUCAUCUCCAGUGAGAAAGAGAGUUUGGAGAUGCUGCUCUCCGGGCUGCAGCAGGAGGUAAACUCGCAGCGUGUCGAGCUGGAGGCACUGCGGAGCUCAUCCCUGGACCUCCAGAGGCAGCGGGACCUCCUGAGGCAGCAGCGGGAGGACCUGGAGACUCAGCUGGCACGCCAGCGCACAGAAGCCCAGAGAGGGGAGAAGAGUCUGCAGGAACUUGAUGAAAAGCACGCCAAUCUGCACCAGGAGCUCAUGUCAGUGAAGGAGGCUCUGAGUCAAAUAAGUCUGCAGAAAGAGAUGCUGGAGGACGACAAGGCCAGCCUCACUCUGGCACUCGCUAAGAUGGAGACGGACACGUCUACACAGCAGCGUGCUCUGACCAAACUGCAGAGUCAGCAGGCCGCCCUAAAAGAUUCUCUCACCAAAAUGGCAGCUCUCAACGAAGGUUUAGCCAAAGACAAGGUGGAGCUGAGUCGCCUCGUGCUGCAGAUAGAAGGCGAGAAGACGGAGCUCGACAAACGGAGACGCGGCGCCGAAGCGGAGCAGGCAGCAGCCAGGGAGGACGCGGCGCGUUCACAAAUGGAGAUGAUGGAUUUCCUCGCUGAAAAACAAGCCCUGGAGAGCUCCCACAUCCAAUUACAAGAUGUCUGCCAGAAGCUGGAAGUGGAGCUGAGCCUCCUGCAGAAGGAGAAAUCUGAGGCCCUGGAGAAGUACUCUCAGACCAGAGGGCAGGUGCAGGUCCUACGAGACGAGCUGUGUGCAUGCAGGAAGGAGCUGGACUUAAAGAGCACAGCUGUUAGGAGAGUGACCCAGGACUGGGAGGAGCUGGCCAAAGACAAGGCAGCUCUGGAUGUUCAGCUCAACUCUGUUAACCAAAAGAGCUGCGGCCUUACCCAGGAGCUGCUAGCACUGAGAGCUGAGAAAGAAUCCCUGGAGACGGUCCUGUUUGAAACCCAGGAGCUUUCUGCUUCUCUGGAGGCCAGGAGCAGCAGGCUGGAGGGUGAGAGGCGCAGCUUGGUCCUGGCUAACGAUGCCUUGACACGUGAUGCUGCUAAGAUGCGGGCGGAAGCUGCACAGCAGUCGGGACAAGUUGUAAAACAGAGGCGGGAGUUUGAAGAGCAGAUGGCUGAGGUGGAGAGAAAAGCCGUGCUGACCCUGAACAACACGAAGCAAGUUCACAGAGAGCAAAUGGAAACUGAACUCCAGAAAAAG
This is a messenger RNA of Austrofundulus limnaeus, 2903 nucleotides long. Its product is annotated as rootletin. NCBI's taxonomy places the organism in Eukaryota, Metazoa, Chordata, Actinopteri, Cyprinodontiformes, Rivulidae. The record is from RefSeq and is a predicted model, not a curated record.